This is a messenger RNA of Kwoniella mangroviensis CBS 8507, 762 nucleotides long. RefSeq lists its product as uncharacterized. Lineage: Eukaryota; Fungi; Basidiomycota; Tremellomycetes; Tremellales; Cryptococcaceae. The record is from RefSeq and is a predicted model, not a curated record. The transcript is spliced from 4 exons. The coding region runs from base 1 to 762 and encodes 253 amino acids.
AUGGCAUUACUGUUAGUUUCAGCCGGAAUUAAAGCUGGUAAGAAAGCUUAUAAAGCUUAUGACAACAAGCAAAAAGAUAAGAAGGAGAAGGAACUAAAGGAUAAUCAAGGACAAGAUGCUCCUGAUCUCAGCAGACUUGCGUUGAAUGACCCUUCAUACCCCGCACUCUCAAUCACAUCACAAAUCGUCCCUCAGGAGUAUGUCGAUGAAAAGAAAUCUAGGGAAUAUGAGGAUCACAAAGACUCGAACCUGACUGAGAAUCCAUUCGAAGCUCCUCCUCCUUCGUAUCAAACAGCCCUCGAACAACCUUCUUCGGCUCCAUCUCCUGCAGCUUAUGGUGGUGGAUUCGGUCCAUCUGAAUAUACUCCAAGACGAAGAGGGUCUACUUCCAGUUCAAUUUCGAGUUCUUCAUCUUCCUCGGACAGUGAGAGUCACAAUAAGAAAGGUCUUUCCAAGUCUGAGUACCGGGAUCUACGACGAAAAGAUAAAUACGAACGAAGACUCGCGAGGAGACAAAAAAAAAAACAACGACGAGCUGAUAGAGCUCAGAUGAGGUACGGAGGGAUGGGUGGUGGGUUUGGUGGUGGACCUGCCAGAAUUGGAGGACUGGGUGGUGGUCCUGUAAGCGUUGGUGGGUUAGGUGGUGGUCCUGUCAGAGUAGGUGGAUUAGGAGGUGGACCUGUAAGAAUCGGUGGGUUGGGUGGUGGACCAUUUGGAAAAGGUGGAAUGAGCGGUGGGCCAGGAAGAGGAAGGGGAUUAUAA